AUGUGGUUCAAAACAAACAUUAUUGUGAUCAUAUAUUUCAUUAUUAUUCUAAAUGCCAAAGAAAUAGAUGUUAAUAGAGAAAAACGUUCGGAUGGUGGUGGACAUUUAAGUAUCAAAGAUUUGAUAAAUGCUGAGCGAAUGCGUAAUCAAUACCAUCGUUUUUUGGAUGGUCAAUUGAAAUGGUUUGAUAAGAAUGAAUUAUAUAAUUUGGAUCGUAUUGAAAUGCUAAUAAAAGAGCAAAAUAAAUUUGAUCAACCAUUAAUUCCUACACCAACAAAGAAAGCGACAAUAAGUCGACUUUGUGGUACAAAAUUAGUAGAAGCAGUGAUCAAAAUGUGCAAUGGUUGUGUGAAACCUGUCGGUGGUAAAGCUGUUACUGUUAAACGAUGUAAGUUCAAAUUUUCAUUCAUCAUUUUUUUUUUUAUAACUUCAAUACAAUUUAAUGAUUUGUAG
Molecule: messenger RNA, 453 nt
Organism: Cercopithifilaria johnstoni
Lineage: Eukaryota; Metazoa; Nematoda; Chromadorea; Rhabditida; Onchocercidae
Source: the annotation of a GenBank genome assembly